Sorex araneus (European shrew) is the source of this 3454-nucleotide messenger RNA. It is a transcript of the gene AMPD2, whose product is annotated as adenosine monophosphate deaminase 2. The record is from RefSeq and is a predicted model, not a curated record. Gene Ontology annotation, molecular function: AMP deaminase activity. The transcript is spliced from 18 exons. Lineage: Eukaryota; Metazoa; Chordata; Mammalia; Eulipotyphla; Soricidae. Gene Ontology annotation, biological process: IMP salvage; AMP metabolic process. Gene Ontology annotation, cellular component: cytosol. Bases 379 to 2778 code for a protein of 799 amino acids.
UCGGACUUGGCCGGGCCUGGGGCGGCGGAGGAGCGCGGCCGUGCCCACGAGCUUCUGGUGGGGUCGCACCUGUUGCGUGGCUCCCUACCCACUGCAGCUACUGGAGUGCGAUCCCGAGUCCCCCGGGAGGCGUGAGAGGAGCCGGGUCGAGUUCCGGGCCCGCUCCCUGGGGAGCACGUGGCCUGCCGGCCUCUGGAGUGUGGGGCCGGAGUCGGGGGAGUUGGGUCCCCGGGGUCUCCCGGCAGUUUGUGAAGGCUGCCUUCUCGCCCGCGUCCAGGUGCCAGGGUCGGGGCCCGGGGUCCCGCGCCCCAGCCCGCCUUCGUGGCUCUUUAGAUCCUGGCGGGCCGACUCCCCGGGACCUCGCAGGGCUCGGGCAGCAUGAGCUCAGACACUCGGGGAGGCUUGGGGGCCCCCCCGCUGCAGUCUGCUCGCUCCCUGCCGGGUCCUGCCCCCUGCCUCAAGCACUUCCCGCUGGACCUGCGCACCUCGAUGGACGGCAAAUGCAAGGAGAUCGCCGAGGAGCUGUUCAGCCGCUCGCUGGCCGAGAGUGAGCUCCGCAGUGCCCCGUACGAGUUCCCCGAGGAGAGCCCCAUUGAGCAGCUGGAGGAGCGGCGGCAGCGCCUGGAGCGGCAGAUCAGCCAGGAUGUCAAGCUGGAGCCAGACAUCCUGCUUCGGGCCAAGCAAGAUUUCCUGAAGACAGACAGUGACUCGGACCUCCAGCUCUACAAGGAGCAGGGCGAGGGGCAGGGGGACCGGGGCCUGCGGGAGCGCGACGUGGUGCUGGAGCGCGAGUUCCAGCGUGUCACCAUCUCCGGGGAGGAGAAGUGUGGGGUGCCAUUCACAGACCUGCUGGACGCCGCCAAGAGCGUGGUGCGGGCGCUCUUCAUCCGGGAGAAGUACAUGGCCCUGUCGCUGCAGAGCUUCUGCCCCACCACCCGGCGCUACCUGCAGCAGCUGGCCGAGAAGCCUCUGGAGACGCGGCCCUACGAGCAGGGCCCGGACACCCCCGUGUCUGCCGAUGCCCCGGUGCACCCCCCGGCGCUGGAGCAGCACCCCUACGAGCACUGUGAGCCCAGCACCAUGCCUGGGGACCUGGGCCUGGGCCUGCGCAUGGUGCGGGGCGUGGUGCAUGUCUACACCCGCAGGGAGCCCGACGAGCACUGUACCGAGGUGGAGCUGCCCUACCCUGACCUGCAGGAGUUUGUGGCCGACGUCAACGUGCUGAUGGCCCUCAUCAUCAACGGCCCCAUAAAGUCCUUCUGCUACCGCCGGCUGCAGUACCUGAGCUCCAAGUUCCAGAUGCAUGUGCUGCUCAACGAGAUGAAGGAGCUGGCGGCCCAGAAGAAGGUGCCGCACCGGGACUUCUACAACAUACGCAAGGUGGACACGCACAUCCACGCUUCGUCCUGCAUGAACCAGAAGCAUCUGCUGCGCUUCAUCAAGCGGGCGAUGAAGCGGCAUCUGGAGGAGAUCGUGCACGUAGAGCAGGGCCGGGAGCAGACGCUGCGCGAGGUUUUUGAGAGCAUGAACCUCACGGCCUAUGACCUGAGCGUGGACACGCUCGACGUGCACGCGGACAGGAACACCUUCCACCGCUUCGACAAGUUCAACGCCAAGUAUAACCCCAUCGGGGAGUCUGUCCUCCGGGAGAUCUUCAUCAAGACCGACAACAGGGUGGCCGGCAAAUACUUUGCGCACAUCAUCAAGGAGGUGAUGUCCGACCUGGAGGAGAGCAAGUACCAGAACGCGGAGCUGCGGCUGUCCAUCUACGGCCGCGCCCGGGAUGAGUGGGACAAGCUGGCACGCUGGGCGGUCAUGCACCGCGUGCACUCCCCAAAUGUGCGCUGGCUCGUGCAGGUGCCCCGCCUCUUCGACGUGUACCGCACUAAGGGCCAGCUGGCCAACUUCCAGGAGAUGCUGGAGAACAUCUUCCUGCCUCUCUUCGAGGCCACGGUGCACCCCGCCAGCCACCCUGAGCUGCACCUCUUCUUGGAGCACGUGGACGGCUUCGACAGCGUGGACGAUGAGUCCAAGCCCGAGAACCACGUGUUCAACCUGGAGAGCCCGCUGCCCGAGGCGUGGGUGGAGGAGGACAACCCGCCCUACGCCUACUACCUGUACUACACCUUUGCCAACAUGGCCGUGCUCAACCACCUGCGCAGGCAGAGGGGCUUCCACACGCUCGUGCUGCGGCCGCACUGCGGGGAGGCUGGGCCCAUCCACCACCUGGUGUCGGCCUUCAUGCUGGCUGAGAACAUCUCCCACGGGCUGCUCCUGCGCAAGGCCCCCGUCCUGCAGUACCUGUACUACCUGGCCCAGAUCGGCAUCGCCAUGUCCCCGCUCAGCAACAACAGCCUCUUCCUCAGCUACCACCGCAACCCGCUCCCCGAGUACCUGUCCCGCGGCCUCAUGGUCUCUCUGUCCACCGACGACCCCCUGCAGUUCCACUUCACCAAGGAGCCGCUGAUGGAGGAGUACAGCAUCGCCACCCAGGUGUGGAAGCUCAGCUCCUGCGACAUGUGUGAGCUGGCGCGCAACAGUGUGCUCAUGAGCGGCUUCUCCCACAAGGUGAAGAGCCACUGGCUGGGACCCAACUACACUAAGGAGGGCCCCGAGGGGAACGACAUCCGCCGUACCAAUGUGCCGGACAUCCGAGUGGGCUACCGCCACGAGACGCUGUGCCAGGAGCUGGCGCUCAUCACGCAGGCCGUCCAGAGCGAGAUGCUGGAGACCAUCGCUGAGGAGCCGGGUGUGCCGCCAAGCCCCGGGCCUCAGUGAGCACCCCCCAGCUUGGCCGCGCUCUGUCCUGGUCUUCUGCAUGUGUCCAUCCUUCUGUGUCCUGUCCUGCAUGUCUCUGUCCCAUCCCGCCGUGUCUGCCCUCGACACCCGGGGCGAGCAGGGCCUCACCUGUGCCUCAGCCUUGGCUCUGUUCCGACGGUGCUUGGUCACCCCUAUGGGCAUCUAUCUGUCCACAGGCCCUAGGGAUGGUUGUGGGGGGCUGGCCCCUCUAGCCACAGGGGUCCCAUCUGGACAAAUUUGAGCUUGUGUUUUAGUCCCUGUCCAGUUUGUGUGGCUGGGUGCUGUGGGAAGCCGCCGUGUGGACGUGCCUACUCUGGGCAUGGGGCUGCGGGGUCUGUGAGACUCCAGCAGUCCUGGGGCGGGUAGCUGGGCUGGGGGCCCCCUUGCAGCCCUGGCCUCUGCCUCUGCCAGCUCCCUGCCUCUGCUGAUCACUGCCGGCCCCCGGUGCUCCCCGUGCCCUGGGCCAGGCAGCUGGAGGCUCUGGCUCUGCCUGUUCAGGGGCCAUAUCCCCUGUGUGUCCCCUGAGUUUUCACACAACCUGGGUCCCAGCCAGUCCCCCGCAUUACGUUCUGGACCGAGGCCUUUGCUGUGAAAUGCAGUGUUUCGUACAAUCCUGCCUUUCCUAGUGCAUGAGAAAUAAAGAUUAUUUAAGUAA